Messenger RNA from Kazachstania africana CBS 2517, 2964 nucleotides. It is a transcript of the gene FUN12, whose product is annotated as translation initiation factor eIF5B. Bases 1 to 2964 code for a protein of 987 amino acids. NCBI's taxonomy places the organism in Eukaryota, Fungi, Ascomycota, Saccharomycetes, Saccharomycetales, Saccharomycetaceae. The transcript has a single exon. The record is from RefSeq and is a predicted model, not a curated record. Gene Ontology annotation, molecular function: GTP binding; GTPase activity; translation initiation factor activity.
AUGGCAAAGAAGAGUAAGAAGAACCAGCAAAACUACUGGGACGAAGAUUUUGAAGAAGAUUUACCUCAAUCUGAAGAAAUCGGUACUCCUGCCGAAUCUUCAGUCGAUGUAACCACUACUGAAAAUACUCCACAACCAGAUGAAGGUCAAGAAGAAGAUGCCGUCGCAGCUGAUGAUUUCAUGUCUGCUUUAAAGAGUUCUAAAAAGAAGCAAGAAAAGAAAGCUGAAGAAUCUAAACCAUCAAUUUUGAAGUCUAAGAAGGAAAAGGAAAAAGAGAAGAAGGAAAAGGAAAAGCAAAAGAAGAAAGAACAAGCUGCCAGAAAGAGAGCUCAGCAACAAGCCCAAAAGGAACAAAACAAGGAAUUGAAUAAACAAAAUAUUGAAGCUGCUGCUGCGGCAAAGAAAGAAAAGAAUGAUGAUAAAAAGACCACCACUUCUACUAAGAAGCCUGCUAAGAAAAUUCCAGCUGGUUUAGCCGCUUUGAAACGUCAAUUAGAAUUGAAGAAACAAUUAGAAGAGGAAGAAAGAUUAGCCAGAGAAGAAGAAGAAAGAUUAGAAAAAGAAGAAGAAGAAAGAUUAGCUAAGGAAGAAGAAGAAAAAGAGAAAAGCAGGCAAGCAAAGAAAGAAAAGGAAAAGGCUAAACGUGAAAAAUUGAAGGCUGAAGGUAAAUUAUUAACCAAAAAGCAAAAGGAAGAAAAGAAGCUUCUUGAAAGAAGGCGUGCUGCAUUAUUAGCCGCUGGUAACGUCAAAGUUGCUGGUUUAGCUAAGUUAGAAAAUGAUAAUGACGAAGCCGCUGUUCAAAAACCAAAGAAAAUCGUUUAUUCCAAGAAGAAGAAGAGAACCACCCAAGACCAAGGCAAGUCACAAACCGAAACCACUACUGUUAAGAAAGAUUUCACCACUGAAAAGAUUUCAGAUGAUCUUGCCGAUGAAAUAUUAAUCGAUGACUGGGAAAACUUAGAUCUUGGCGAGGAGGAUGAAACAGAAGUUGCCCCAGUACAAGAGGAAACUGCCGAGGAAGGGGAAACUACUAACACUUCUACUGAACCAACACCUGUGCAAAUUUCUGAAGCUGAAAAAGCAGAAGACAAAAUCGAAGAAAUUGUUAGACAAGCUGCACCAGCUCCAACAGCAUCUCCUGCUGUUUCCAACAAGAAGGACCUACGUUCUCCAAUCUGUUGUAUCUUGGGUCAUGUUGAUACCGGUAAAACUAAAUUAUUAGAUAAAAUCAGACAAACCAAUGUUCAAGGUGGUGAAGCAGGUGGUAUUACCCAACAAAUUGGUGCCACUUAUUUCCCAAUUGAUGCUAUUAAACAAAAGACUGAAACUAUGACAAAGUACGAAAAACAAACUUUAGACGUUCCAGGUUUAUUGGUUAUCGAUACCCCAGGUCACGAAUCUUUCUCUAAUUUACGUUCAAGGGGUUCUUCUCUAUGUAACAUCGCCAUUUUGGUUAUUGAUAUUAUGCACGGUCUGGAACAACAAACUAUUGAAUCUAUCAAAUUAUUAAGAGACAGAAAAGCUCCAUUCAUUGUUGCAUUGAAUAAGAUUGAUAGAUUAUACGAUUGGAAGGAAAUCCCAAAUAACAAUUUCAGGGACUCUUAUGCCCAACAAGCAAGAGCUGUCCAAGAUGAAUUCCAAACAAGAUUAAGCAACAUCCAAUUGGCUUUAUCUGAACAAGGUUUGAACUCUGAAUUAUAUUUCAACAACAAGAAUAUGUCUAAAUACGUUUCCAUUGUUCCAACAUCUGCUGUUACCGGUGAAGGUGUACCAGAUUUGUUAUGGUUAUUAUUAGAAUUAACACAAAAGAGAAUGUCAAAACAAUUGAUGUACUUAUCUCAUAUUGAAGCCACCGUUUUGGAAGUUAAGGUUGUUGAAGGUUUCGGUACCACCAUUGAUGUCAUCUUGUCUAAUGGUUACUUGAGAGAAGGUGACAGAAUUGUGCUGUGUGGUAUGAAUGGUCCUAUCGUAACUAACAUCAGAGCUUUAUUGACCCCACAACCGUUACGUGAAUUACGUUUGAAGUCAGAAUAUAUUCAUCACAAAGAAGUCAAGGCUGCUUUAGGUGUUAAAAUCGCUGCUAAUGAUUUAGAGAAGGCUGUUUCCGGUUCUAGAUUACUGGUCGUUGGUCCUGAUGAUGAUGAAGAAGAAAUGAUGGAUGACGUUAUGGAUGAUAUCACUGGUUUAUUAGAUUCCGUUGAUACUUCUGGUAAGGGUGUCGUUGUCCAAGCUUCUACCUUAGGUUCUCUAGAAGCUUUGUUAGAUUUCUUAAAGGAUAUGAAAAUUCCAGUCAUGUCUAUUGGUUUAGGUCCAGUUUACAAGCGUGAUGUUAUGAAAGCAUCAACUAUGUUGGAGAGGGCACCUGAAUUUGCAGUCAUGUUGUGUUUCGAUGUCAAGGUAGAUAAAGAAGCGGAACAAUAUGCAGAACAGGAAGGUAUCAAGAUCUUCAACGCUGAUAUUAUUUAUCAUUUGUUCGAUUCAUUUACUGCUUACCAACAACAAUUAUUGGAACAACGUCGUAAGGAUUUCUUAGACUUUGCUAUUUUCCCAUGUGUUGUACAAACUCUACAAAUCAUCAACAAGCGUGGUCCAAUGAUUAUUGGUGUUGAUGUUCUCGAGGGUACGUUACGUAUUGGCACACCAAUUUGCGCCGUAAGAACCGAUCCAACUACUAAAGAAAGGCAUAUUUUACUAUUGGGUAAAGUAAAUUCAUUGGAAAUUAACCAUCAACCUGUUCAUGAAGUUAAGAAAGGCCAAACUGCCGCAGGUGUAGCUGUACGUCUAGAGGAUCCAUCUCAUCAGCAACCAAUCUGGGGUCGUCAUGUUGAUGAAUCUGAUACAUUAUACUCUAUGAUUUCCAGAAAGUCUAUUGACACCUUAAAGGAUCAAGCAUUCAGAGAUCAAGUCUCUAGAUCAGACUGGCUAUUGAUCAAGAAAUUAAAACCAGUAUUUGGCAUCGAAUGA